ACAGAUAUUAACAGAAACAUUUUAUUUGAAACGUGGUGUUGUUAAGCGCAAAGUGCUAGGAUUUCAUUAUUAUGGAGCUUUUGGUAAUUGGUUUUGAGGCGAAGCAAUGGAUCAAGAUACGAAUCUGAAUGCAUUCACGGUUUGAUCCAAAUCCUUCGAUUGUUUUGUUGAAACCGUCGUCUGCAGAUCCUUUCAAGUUACCGAGAAGAUUCGGUUUCUGGAUACCGAAAAGGGAGAAAAAGAGGGGUUUGAUUUAAGCGAUUUUCCCGAGAAAUACUCGUCGUUAAGUGAAAUCGAAAAAUCGACGUUGAAAAGCCACACAACCAACUCGACUAAGAAGGAACAAUUAAUAAGAAAAAAAUAGUUUGCUAUUUGUUGUGUAAAUUGAGCUCAAUUUAAGUAAUUCAACAAUUGAUGGGACAAGUAGUUGUUUAAACAAGGUCUCGUCAGUUCGAGUACGAUAGUCUUGUAAGGCGUUACCGCUUAGCAAGGAAUCUGUGUGACAAGUCAAGUGAGGAAAUAAUUCGCUAGUGUAUGAGAACCGGAUGAAUAAAAAUUUGAAUAACGAACGUUUACCGAGAGUGAUAAAUUUCGCCAAAACGGCUAACAAUCGAAAACUAACUUGAGGAGUUGGUUGUGUGUCGGUGGAGUGCGCCCUUAAGCAGAAGGGUUUGACUGUUUAACCGCAAAACCCGUGUGAUAAAUGGAUAUUGAAUCGUAUCAUUUGCAAAAUAAAAUGUUAACAAUAAAUAAUAGCUUGCUCCAAAAUCACCGUCAGCGAGAAACGACUGGAAUCAAGAAAUUGUAUAAUUCCUUUUUUGUUAUGUUCUAAAAAAAUCGUGAGGGUUUGAGAUUAAUCCAGGACUGCGUUAUUCGGUCGAACGAAAGUAGCUAGAUUCAAAUAUAUAUUUUUUUUAAUCCGGAGAUUCCGGCUCGCGGCAGUUUUUAUAUAGUAUGGAUUACGAAUUGUAUGACAACUCGGACAUUUUGCUGAACGGUGAUAAACCCAGUAUCUCGAAAAGUUCAUGGAACAUACCCAGUGACGGUAGUAUGGAUAAUAACGACGAGUAUUUCGAUUGGAACCCUCUCAAAAUCGACGAGGAACAUGUCGAAAACGCACAAGGCCCAAGAACAAGAAAAAGAAAACUAACAGCAAUAGAAGCAAGUCCUUCCAAAGUCAAACAGAAUUUCAAAAAUGUACAAGAUCCUCUAGCGAUUGAUGAAAAACAACAGAACCAGAAAAAGACACAAAAUGGCACUGUCAGGAUGCCCACGUGGCAGGUCGAAGAUAUGACAGAAUUAAACGGAGACAUCGACAGUUCUCUAAGUUUGGGUUCCGACUUGGCCAACAAUUCCUACAACGUCAGUGAUGCCAUACUGUCCAUUUCCGGUUUGACGGUCUUUAAGCAGGAAGCCCCCUCCCCUACAAAUAACGAUGUAUCACAACUGCAAAUCGUGCGUCAGAAUCGCCAAAGCCCCACCAGCACCCAGCAAAUGGUCCAUAAUGGGACUCUCGAGGAGACAACCAAUCAAAACAUGAUCAACAACACCAUCAAUCAAUUACUAACCCAAUCAGCUUACACUAAUUUACAAAAUGCGAUCGAUGCUAAUCUUGUUUCGUCGCCCAAUUCGCAGGACAAUUACAACGUGACUUCCACUAAUUACAGUUUCGCGGAGGAUUGCCGAUUUCAAUACGUUUUGGCUGCGGCGACUAGUAUAGCGACGAAAGUCAACGAGGAUACUUUGACUUAUCUCAAUCAGGGACAGAGUUAUGAAAUCAAAUUGAAAAAAUUGGGCGAUUUGUCGAUGUAUCGGGGGAAGUUGUUGAAGUCGGUUAUUAGGAUGUGCUUCCAUGAACGGCGACUGCAGUAUAUGGAAAAGGAGCAAAUGGCAGCGUGGCAAAGGGCACGACCUGGAGAUAGGAUUUUAGAAGUUGAUGUGCCGCUGUCGUAUGGCGCUUUUGAUAUUGUGCAGCCGUCGAAUGCAUUAAAUAUUAUUCAUUUUAAUUGGGAUCCUACUAAAGAAGUUGGGGUUUAUAUUAAAGUGAAUUGCAUAAGCACCGAAUUCACCCCAAAAAAGCACGGCGGCGAAAAGGGUGUCCCAUUUCGCAUCCAAGUCGAGACUUACCAAAACGGCGAUAAUCUCGACUCUUCUGUUCGUCUUCAUGCCGCCGCCUGUCAGAUCAAAGUUUUCAAAUUGAAAGGCGCCGAUAGAAAACACAAACAAGACCGGGAAAAAAUCAUGAAACGGCCUUUAUCCGAACAGGAAAAAUACCAACCGAGUUACGAAUGCACCGUUUUGAAUGACAUACCCAACGAUGCCGUACUGAAUUCGCCCCCGAUAGCCCCCAUUUCUGCAGUUGAAAGUGGGAGUCAUCAUCAUGGAUUGAGCAAGAAGGAAGCGAGUGUUGAGACUAGUGCGCAAGGGAAGACAAAUGUAGGAGUUGCACCGCCCCUGGAUAACACCGACAGGAAAAUCACCGAGUCUAAUAAUACUACUUCAAAUAAUCAUUUGUCGUCGCACUCGACUCCAGAAGAAACCACGGCUUGGUUAGUGAGUAAUCGUUUCGGCAAGUAUCUCGAAACUUUUGCAAACUUCUCAGGAGCUGACAUGUUACGCAUGUCCAGGGACGACCUUAUUCAGAUUUGUGGACAAGCUGAUGGAAUUCGGUUUUAUAACGCAAUUCAUUUAAAAACCAUAGCACCGAAAUUGAAAAUUUACGUUUGCCGUCAAAACACUUCAAUUUUCAAUGCUGUAUUCUUAUCGAGUCACAGCAACGUGGAGUUGCUGGAGAAGUUGUCAGAGUUAAUGGGAAUUUCCCAAGAUCAGGUACGGGAUAUUUAUUUAGAAGGGCCACAUUCAAUUCAUGUGCAAUUAAAUAAUGAUGUUAUUCGUCAUAUUAAAGAAGAAACUAUGUUUUCGGUUGAAAUUUUACAAGAAAAUGGUAAUUUUGUUUUUCUUUUAAAACGUACUGUGAAAUAAGAGACAAAGUGGUGUGCCUCUAUAUGUGUGAUUCUCAAUCAUACUCAGUGUCUUAUUUGUAUGCCUUAAAUAAUUUAGGUCAUAUUGCAUGAAAAUAGUGUUAUCUCAGGUUUAACUAAAGUGUGCAACAAGUGUUUUAAGUAUGUAUUUGAGAUUUUAUUAUGUUUAGUUUUAUUUAUAUUUUAAUUGAUGUUGCUUACUCUUAUUUUUAAAGCUUAUUUUGUUAAUUGUUAGAUGAUAUUUGAUACGUAUUAUGCAUUGUUAGAAACGAGAAUGAAUUAAUAUUUUUUGAUGUACAAAUUAUAUCGAUAAUUUUUAGCUCUGGUUCUAACUUUCUUGUGUGUAUAGUAGGGUGGGUAAUAAGCAUGAAAUAAGUUUAUUUUUAAAUCCAUAAUGUGCCUUGAUAUAUUCUGCAACAGAGUGUAAUCAGAGUGCCAUAAAGAAAUAUAGCCAGUUUUAAGCAUUUA
This is a messenger RNA of Tribolium madens (black flour beetle), 3449 nucleotides long. It is a transcript of the gene gem, whose product is annotated as transcription factor CP2-like protein 1. Gene Ontology annotation, biological process: regulation of transcription by RNA polymerase II. The record is from RefSeq and is a predicted model, not a curated record. The transcript has 10 exons. The coding region runs from base 955 to 2982 and encodes 675 amino acids. Gene Ontology annotation, cellular component: nucleus. Gene Ontology annotation, molecular function: RNA polymerase II cis-regulatory region sequence-specific DNA binding; DNA-binding transcription activator activity, RNA polymerase II-specific. NCBI's taxonomy places the organism in Eukaryota, Metazoa, Arthropoda, Insecta, Coleoptera, Tenebrionidae.